Molecule: messenger RNA, 4340 nt
Organism: Labrus mixtus (cuckoo wrasse)
Lineage: Eukaryota; Metazoa; Chordata; Actinopteri; Labriformes; Labridae
Gene: cyb561d1
Product: probable transmembrane reductase CYB561D1
Exons: 4
Coding region: 506-1207 (233 amino acids)
Molecular function (GO): transmembrane monodehydroascorbate reductase activity
Source: RefSeq, a predicted model, not a curated record
UCAAACCAGGAAGUGAAAUCAAAACACGAGCAGUCGGCAGAAGAAGUUGCAUGUUUGCUGUCUUUGUGGUUUGGACGGACUGACUGUCUGUCACACGACAUGGAGGGAUUUAUUUCUCUUUUAAACUGUUUGUGUUUUUAACAUAAGGAACCAACGAAAGGCAGAAAAAGGAGAUAAACUGCCAGAGAGCCGGAGGGGAGACAAACUCUUAUUUAACACAUAAUCGGAUUUUAUUUCCCCUCAGAGGGAUUUAAUCGGCUGUUUUAAUUUAUUCCUUCAAGCCUUUUGGGGAAAAAACGAACUACUAAAACCAGGAAUUAAUCUCUGUUUCUGCCCUUCAUGAGAUAAGAAACAACCUUUUUUACAGAUUGUUGUCAUGGGGACCAAAUUACACGACGGUUCAAACGUCUCCCUUUCUGCCUGAAUGAUUAUGGGUUUCAGAACACCUGCUUGGGCAGUCGGCAGGUAGCCCCGGGCAGGUGAAGCGGUGUGUUACUCCAGCAGCAUGCGGUCUGAUGUGGAGUACAGUCCGGUGGGAGAGGGGUUCGGGAUGCGGGACUUCUGGCUGUACGUGUGGCUGCGGAGGGCGGCGGUGAUAGCGGCUCAUGUCACCGGCCUGGGACUGACCCUCAUCAUCUCCCUGCUGUCCAGACCCGGAACCAGUCUGUUUUCCUGGCAUCCUGUGUGUAUGUCCUUUGCAUACUGUCUGUGUAUGACUGAAGGCGUCCUCCUCUUCUCCGCUGAAGGAUCCCCCUUCUGCUGCAAAUCUCGUAAGAACAAAGUCCGACUCCACUGGUUCUGUCAGGCUCUGGUUCUGAUAGCUGCCGCCACCGGGCUGGGCUUCAUGGUGGCCAGUAAGAACGUGUCGGAGCUCCCCCACCUGGUCUCCUGGCACAGCCUGCUGGGGGUCAGCACCCUGACCGCCACCGUGCUCCAGGCCGCGUUCGGUAUCUGCGUGAAGUUCCCUCAGCUGCUGCGUCUCUCCUCCUCCCCGCCGAGGCUGAAGCUGUACCACGCCACCUGCGGCCUGGUGGUCUACCUGCUGGCCACUUUCACCGUGGUGACGGCCAUGUUCUCGGACUGGUUCCAGGCCACGGUCAGAGGCGUGGCCUGGUGGGCCUUCCUGCUGCUGCCCCUCUUCCCCGCCCUCGUGGUGAUGAACCAGAUCACUAACGCCUACCUGCCCCGCAAGAAGAUCACCAGCUAGGCAGCACGUCAGCGGCCAUAUUGGAUUCACCCUAUACUCUGAAAUCAAAAGAAUCCAAUGGAAGCCAGAGUCCUCCACUGAAGCUGCCUCUAAACACAAAAGAACUCGCGCAAAAAGCUUCACAUGCUGCUAUUCCCAGGGACAGAACACGUCAGUUACUGAAGCCUGAAAAUCCUCAUGCGCCUAAAGAGCAGGUCUGAGAGAAGGCAGUGACUGUUUAUCAGAAGUGGAAGUAGCCACUGUGAUGUCAUCCAGUGUUGUGUUUGGUAUUUUUUGCCGUCGCCAUUGUUGCUGUUAGGGGUUAAAAUAUUUAAGUAAUCUCCGAAUGUUAGCUUCAGAUAUAUACAGAAAUUUAGACACAAAAUUCACAUAUUGGAAGCAGAAUUAAAAAAAAAUCCCUUUAGCAUUGGCUUCACUUUUCCGACAUCGAGGCGACGUCCACUUCUUAUAUACAGUCUAUGCAUAGAGCCAGCCUCUAGUGGCCAGUAGAAGAACUGCAGCUUUGGUGUCCUUUAUGUCUUCAUGCUCUGACUGAACCAAGAAGCACAAAGAACCUGAAACAGAUUUAAAGUUAGAAUAAAAUAACAGAUUUCUGACGUGGUGACUGAUUAAGAGGAUGGAAACAGACCUCUUCUUUGUUGAUCGUGAACAGAUUUAGCCUUUAUGUGACUUUCGACCGUAAACAGAGGGCUGCUUUUUUAUAAACAUACAACUUACUAUGAUAAUAUUCAACAUGAUUUCACUCUGUCAGUCGGUGGUGGCUGCUGCAUUAUUUCUCACAGAUGGACCGUGAGUUUGUUAGCUUGAUGCUCAACAUUUGCUAUUAACGGGCCACUGGAAUUAGCUUAGCAACUGUGGUAAUUUUAACUUAAGUGUCACCUGUCUUACUUAAUUAGAAUAGUUUUGAUUAAAAAGAUGCUGUCAGUGAGUUUCUUAGCAUCUCUACAGUCUGUCACGCUGCAGUCGUGUCAUUGGUCAGAAGUCGGUGAGCUGAUACAGACUCAGCCCACGCUUUAUUAUAUCUGCAUUAAAUGUCCAGUUAAUCCUGUAGAAAGAAGAGUUUUCAUAUUGGCACAUGAGCCAGCUUGGCCCCCCGUUCCUUUGCACCACAUGCUGAUAACCAUGUCUAACACGUCCACAUAUGAAACACAGGACACGGCAGGCUACAGUUAUCCUGACAGACAGCUGACCGCCGGCUCAUGUUUGGAGCGGCUUCAUGUUUCUGAACGUCUUUGUGUGUUUUCUCUUGACAGGAACAUUUGCUCUACAGUGACAUAUUCGCUCUGCAGUUAAAGCAAAAGAAAGAGUGAACAGUGAAUGGACUGUUUGUUUUAAAGGAAGCACCACCUGCUGAGCUUGUGAGGAAACAGCUUCAGAGAUGAUGGUGCUACUGUUGAUUAUAUAUUCCCGCCUGUGAGCUCUAUUUAUUUGCCCUUUUUGUUAGAUUUUUAUUUUUUUUGUCCGUCUGGUUGUCAACAGGUGCUACAUGUAGCACGUUAGCAGUCAGGUUGCAUCAUUAUAAAUGUAAGUGUGAAUGCUCAGUAAGGUGUCCAAUGUAUGCAUGAUGUGGAGGCUACAUAAAUAUAAACGAACUCCUGUCAGUGAAAUGGAAAACAACAAAGACAGACGUGAAUAACUUCAUGCAGCACCUCAGACUCUCAGAGCUCCUGUCACCUUUAUGUCAGCGUAUAAAUGAGACACCUUUCUGUUGUUUUAGGUUCUUGUUUGCGAGACAUGCUCCUUGUGUUUUGUUUGCUGAACUACUCCUGUAUCGCAUCGUCAAAACAGGCCAAAGAUUGAAGAUUUCUUCUCGCUAAAAUAUCAACAGUCAAUCCAAGAACCGAGCUACCAACAUGUAAACCCAACCCCUCAUAUCUGAAAUUAUAGCCAGACCGAUAAAUCGGCCAGCCGAUAAUAUCGGCCGAUAUCCAGUGACUAUCGGUAUCGCCUAAUUUUAUCUCAGAUAUGCGUCAAUAUAACUCGAUUUAUUCACCAGUCAAACAGCAUUUCACUUGAGUUUCAUUCUAUUACGCUAGCAGUUCUUUCACCAGCAGAGGGCGCUAUAUGGAUUAUAACAACCAUCAUCACUCUUCAGUAUGGCAAUAAAUGUGCAUAUCUAUUUCUAUAACUACAGAUGGAAGACACAUCUAAAAAAAGAUAUCGGCCGAUAUAUCCGUAUCAGAUUUGUUCUCUCCCCAAUAUCGAUAAUGGUGUCGGCCCCAAAAGUCUCAUAUCGGUCGUCCCUGCUUUAUAUAUUUCCAGCGAUAUAUAUCUGCAAAAUAAUCAAAUAAUAAGAUCAUAGUACUUUUUUUAAUUAAAUAUCAAACUUCUGUUACAAGCUAGAGUCACAUUCAUCAGAACUUUGUCAUCAAACGGUCUCUCUUGAUUAUAAAUAGUUGAUGUGUAAGAUUUAAAGUUAACAGCAAUACAUUGUUGGUCAGGUGCGGGGCCUGUUGAACCUGACAGGCUGAAUGCAGGGCAAAAUAACAAACGUGAGCAGCUAUAGCACAAACAUGUUUCCGUAAAGGCAGCGACAGGUUCUUUAAUUUUAAGUCUUUGAUCAUCAGGACACUGAGGGAGAGAGAUGUGAUGUUAGGAAGCCUUGAUGCACAAAGACUGAAUGGAUGUAACGCUUCUCCAACACCUUCUUGUCUUAUCUUUAGUCUAAAUUAUCUGACUUUAUCUUCAGAAAGUUUAGUUAGUUAAACAAAAACAUAAGAAUCAUGUGAUUGAAGUACUUAUUCUUAGUUAUCAUAUUCAAGUCCAAGUAUUUUUUUCAUUUAGAUAAAAUCCCCCACACUUUUUUUUUGCCCUGACUCUCAUCCUUCAGCUUUAGAUUUAAACAAACAUGAAGUGUAAAAUACAAAAUCAAAAUAAUAAACUCCUCAAGUCUGAUUUUUUUUUGAUGAAAAGGUGAAACUUGGCAUGAAUUGAAGAGGUUUGUGUUGACCUCAGAAUGUAUCCCCCCCCCAUGACAUGUUAUUACGUUUGUGCAGCUUGUUUCUCAGGACGCUGCCGUUUGAGCCGUCUCAGUGUCGAUGACGAAAUCUGAAUGUGCUUUGUAGGUUUGUGUUUAUUCAGUCUGUGUCUACCUGUAAGAAAUAAAACAGAAAAAUAACAGAAUAUUGUUUUA